Suillus fuscotomentosus is the source of this 1356-nucleotide messenger RNA. RefSeq names its product Rad51-domain-containing protein. Gene Ontology annotation, cellular component: condensed nuclear chromosome. Gene Ontology annotation, molecular function: ATP binding; ATP-dependent DNA damage sensor activity; double-stranded DNA binding. The coding region runs from base 1 to 1200 and encodes 399 amino acids. The record is from RefSeq and is a predicted model, not a curated record. Lineage: Eukaryota; Fungi; Basidiomycota; Agaricomycetes; Boletales; Suillaceae. The transcript is spliced from 17 exons. Gene Ontology annotation, biological process: DNA strand invasion; DNA recombinase assembly; chromosome organization involved in meiotic cell cycle.
AUGGCCCCUCGUCGACAAGCUGCACCAGAAGGAAGCAUGCCUCCUCCCAGUCGACCAUCAAGUCCAAGUGGUGAAGACAUCGAAGAGGCAAGGUUGUUUGCAACGCCAUUCUUUGAUAAUGUGGAUGAAUUGCAGCAAUAUGGCAUAAACGUGCAAGAUAUCUUAAAACUCAAGAGUGCCUCAAUCAAUACUGUGUCUGGUGUCGUGAUGACUACGCGUCGUCAAUUACUGAAAAUAAAGGGUAUGUCGGAAGCGAAGGUUGAGAAGAUCAAGGAGGCAGCACAGAAAAUCGCGGGAUCUUCCUUUGCAACUGGUAUUGAAGUCCAGGAUCGAAGAAAGCGCGUGCUUGUCAUCAGUACUGGAAGCAAGUCGGUAGACACAAUCUUAGGUGGUGGGCUGAUGUCACAGUCAAUUUCCGAAGUCUACGGUGAAUUUCGCACUGGAAAGACACAGCUGGCCCACACAAUGUCUGUUGUCACUCAACUCCCUCCGGAGAUGGGUGGGGCCUCUGGCAAAGUGAGCAAAUCUUUCUUCUGCAAUCAAGGCAAAUCCAAUGUGAAAACCAGGUCGCAUAUAUCGAUACCGAAGGUGCAGUGGUUAUUAUUUUACGAGCGACAACCUAUCACCGACGCUCUUCUUGUAUUAGGGACAUUCAGACCAGAUCGCAUCAGGUCCAUCGCUGACCGGUUUGGUGUGGACGGGAAUAUGGCGCUCGAAAAUAUCCUUUAUGCGCGCGCCUUCAACAGUGAACACCAGAUGGAACUCAUCAGCGAAUGCUCCAUGCGCUUUGCGGAGGACAAAGACUUCCGUCUUCUAAUCGUAGACUCCAUUAUGGCUCUCUUUCGCGUCGAUUUUUCUGGUCGUGGCGAACUCAGCGAAAGGCAACAGAAGCUAGCACAAGUGAUGUCGAAGCUCACUAAGCUUUCAGAAGAAUUCAACAUUGCUGUUUUGAUAACCAACCAAGUACAAUCCGACCCAGGAGCAACAAUGACGUUCGUGGCUGGCGGGGCUCUCAAACCCAUCGGCGGACAUAUUUUAUCGCACUCCUCAGCUACUCGGAUGUUCCUUCGCAAAGGCAAGUCACUAGCGCCUACCGUGGGACGGGCUGAAGAACGUGUCGCGAAGCUGGUGGACAGCCCCGACCGCCCUGAGAGCGAGGCCUCUUACAAGCUGGACGAAGGUGGAUGGACCGAUAUAUGAUCUUCUUCGUGCUUACUAGCUGCUCUUGGACUUUUGCUCGACUCUGGACCUAUUAGUCGAUCCUUAAGAUGGAUCAUGUUUUAAUCUGCCUUGUACUUCUAGAGUGUUGCACAUGUGUUGCUGCCGACGUCUCGAAAUAAAUUAAAUUUAGACCAA